This is a messenger RNA of Parnassius apollo (apollo), 381 nucleotides long. Lineage: Eukaryota; Metazoa; Arthropoda; Insecta; Lepidoptera; Papilionidae. The record is from the annotation of a GenBank genome assembly.
UUGCUUGCAGCCGAUCUUGAAAUCAGAAAUAUUCCGGAAGAGAGGACAGAAAACAUCACUCAUACGGUCGUGUUGGUGGCUGCAAAGCUGGGAGUAUCGCUGGACGAGAGAGACAUUGUUUUCGCGGAUCGUGUAAAAACAAGGAAGCAGGGUGACAAUGCAGAUGGAGAUCGGGGCCAUGGGCCUCGAGUGGUGGUGCACCACUCGUGCGAAGCGCACGCGAGAUGCACACCAUGUCCUAUAUCGCUUCGCUAUUUUACCGAGUACGAGAGGCAACAAGGCGGCUACGGUGGAGAUAUACAUGGACCAGAUAUGGUAGAAUCUAUACUCGCCAGGGAGAUGGGAAGAAUACUUAUUGUAUCCGAUCUGAGGCAGAUCUGA